UUGGCGGCAUUUGCGCUGCGCAUUCAGAAACGACUUCAACAGGCCCGAGCAGCCGAGUUUGCCGAGUUUGAAAAGUAUAUUUGGAAUAGGAACAGUUGGCAGCUAAAGAUGAACAUCAUGCAAACACUGGGCGCCCUGCUGCUGCUGCUUGGAUUGGCCACAGCCAUCGAGGGCGCACCCCAGGGGCGCAUUCUGGGCGGCGAGGAGGCGCUGACCACGGCGGCACCUUACGCAGUCUCCCUGCGCAUCGACAAUGCGCACGUGUGCGGAGCCAGCAUCCUGUCAGAGACACAGCUGCUGACCGCCGCCCAUUGCGUCUAUCGGGAUGGCAAACAGAUCGAUGUCAGCCGCUUGUCGUGUCGCGUGGGCAGCACCAAUCAAUACGCGGGUGGUCGUAUUGUUACCGUUGCUGCCGUCACGCCACAUCCGGACUACAAUAAGCUGGACAACAAUCUGGCGAUCAUAACGCUGAGCAGUCCGCUUGUGUUCACCGAACGCAUCCAACCCAUUGAGCUGGUCGAUCAGAGCGAGCCGCUGCCCGAGGAUGGCGCUGUGGUCAGCGUAGCUGGCUGGGGCACCACAGUCGAUGGCAUUGCCUCCUUUAAGAUACGUCAGCUGGACUUGCAGCUAGCCACGAGCGCGGCUUGCCUGGAUGCGUACAGUGAGCUUGAAGCUAGCAAAGGCUUCUGCCUGGCCCAUGCCCUCAAGGAGGGCACCUGCUAUGGCGACGGCGGCGGCGCAGCUGUCUACCAGGGCAAGCUGCUGGGCGUUAGUAAUUUUGUGGUGGGCGCCUGCGGUUCACGGUAUCCGGACGUCUUUGUGCGCAUUUCCGGCUACCAUGACUGGCUGCUGCAGCAGCUCCAGAAUUAACUUAACCAAGCCCAAGCCCAAUCGAUACAAAGAUCAAAUACAUGCCUAUAUAUAACCCCAAGAUAUAUUGAAGAUGUUAAA
Drosophila virilis is the source of this 951-nucleotide messenger RNA. It is a transcript of the gene sphe, whose product is annotated as spheroide. Gene Ontology annotation, biological process: proteolysis. Gene Ontology annotation, molecular function: serine-type endopeptidase activity. Lineage: Eukaryota; Metazoa; Arthropoda; Insecta; Diptera; Drosophilidae. The record is from RefSeq and is a predicted model, not a curated record.